This is a messenger RNA of Vespa crabro (European hornet), 4880 nucleotides long. RefSeq names its product UHRF1-binding protein 1-like. NCBI's taxonomy places the organism in Eukaryota, Metazoa, Arthropoda, Insecta, Hymenoptera, Vespidae. The record is from RefSeq and is a predicted model, not a curated record. The transcript has 19 exons. Bases 238 to 4485 code for a protein of 1415 amino acids.
UCUUCAAACGAAUUAUUCGUUAUUCAUUUGUAAAAACAAAAACAAUAUUAUAAAGAGCAUAGUUACGUGUUAAUGUAUGUUUUAAAUUAAUUUUCAUGAAAGAAGAUCGAAGAUCUUAUAAGAGUCUAUGGUCAUCAUAGUCAUUGGCACGGAAUUCUUUUAUCUGUUCCUCCAUGUGUCAAACUAACCAUGUUUAGACGUAUUAAUCGUCAUAAAUGUUAAGUAGAAAUCUAAAAAAUGGUGUCGAUCAUUAAAAAUCAGUUACUUAAACACUUAUCAAGAUUUACUAAAAAUCUAUCGGCUGAUAAAAUAAAUUUUAGUACGUUUAAGGGAGAAGGAGAAUUAACCAAUUUAGAAUUAGAUGAAAUUGUUCUUACAGAUUUAUUAGAACUUCCGUCAUGGUUAAGAUUAACGAAUGCUUGGUGCAAUAAAGUUUCUUUUCGUAUACAAUGGACCAAGUUAAAGAGCGUUCCUAUUUUGUUGAAAUUGGAUGAAGUUCAUAUUGAAGUAGAAACAUGUGAAGACUUAAGAAAUAUGUCUUCCAAUCAAGGCCUGUCAUCUUAUGCAGGUCCAGCAAAAUAUUCUCUUAUCCAUAAAGUGAUCGAUGGCAUUACAGUUACUGUUAAUAAAGUAUCAGUUACUUUUAAAAGUCCUGCUUUUAUUGGAUCUGUAGAGAUGAAUCGCAUUGUCGUUGAAUCUAAAUCACCUGCAUGGCAACGUUGUGACUUAAGAACAACAAGACUAAAAGAUCCAGAUCGUGGCCAAUUGUUGAUUUUUAAAGAAUUAGUAUGGCAGACUGUAAGAAUAGAAGCUAAAAGUACUAGAGAUACAAAUCUGUCACCUCUUCGUUUACUUACUAAUCAGGCACGAUGUUUAAUUACUAUAAAGAAAAGAAUAUCAGAUUGCUUUAUUAUGGGUUCAAGAUUGAUACUCAUAUUAGAUGAUCUCUUGUGGGUUUUAACAGACUCUCAAUUAAAAGCAGCAUUACAUUUCAUAGAUUCUUUAGGAGGUCUCAUAGAGAAAGCAACUAUACUAGAACGAAAAACAAAAGCGGCUAGAAAGUUAGAGGUCUUACCAGAAUAUCAAGCACAAAUCUCUCAACGAAGUAGAACAAAAAAUCAAUUCAAUACACCAAUAUCAAAAUUAUUUUCAAAACAUGAUGUUGUAGAAACUUCUUAUCACUUUUGGCCUCAGAGAAUUGAUCUACAUUUGUGUGAUGAUGUUGGUGCAGGUAGAUCAUUACAUCCUGAUUUAAAGGAUGGUGGUGCUCUACAAAUAUGUUUAGUCAAAUUCUAUAUUGAUUACUAUCCGUAUCAUUUGGCAAUGGCUGAUAGAAAAGAUUGGAUUAAAUAUAGAGAAAAUGCUACGCCACAUAGUCAAUGGUUACAACAAUCAUUGAGUUCUUUCAGAAGUCAAUUUAUGGAUCUGAUUGAUUCUGGGAGAACACAACAUUCUCCAUUAACAAGAAGUCAAGGAAAUGCUACAGGCAGUACUACAAAGGGUUCUGGAGAAAAUUUAGAAAAAAAUAAUCAAUCACAGGGUGCAAAUGUAGGAUCUCAAGAACAAAAAAAGUUUCAAUAUUCUAGCGGAAAUCCAGUAAAAAAUUAUGUUCUCGAGCAGCUUGCAAAAUUAAUGACAACUUGUAUAGUCAUUAGAAUUGAUGAUUUUACGUUAUUCAAAGUAACAACCGCAUCACGCAAGUCUAUACCAAAGGAAUUUAUUACAGCUCAAUCGAGGAAGAAACGUCCAUCAGGAGAUCGAGAUAAAUUCUGUCUUCCUGAAGAUUUAACUAUUCUUCAUGGAGAAUUUAUUUAUUACUAUUAUCCUGGAGAUAUUACUUUUCCAUUGCCACCACCAAAAUUUUAUGUACAAGUAAAUCCAAUUCAAGUAAACUUUGAUGUAUGCUCCUGCCUUUGGUUUAAUUCUUUUCUAUUAAAUCUGCACCAUUCGCUUAUGAAAAAGAAUGAGACAUCAAAUUUAAAAAAUAUUAUGUAUUUUGAUGUAAAGAUAGAAGCUAUUCUUCCAAAGAUAGUUUUUGAAAAUCAGCAGGAUUAUCCGAAUCAAAAAGAUAGACCUAAAUCCUUGCACAUUCAGACUUCUAGGGCAUUGAUUACUAAUGUCCGAUCGGUGGAAAGAUCUUCAAGAGCUGACUUAGCACAAUGUUUAAACACAUUUCAAUUGGGCCAAAUGUUUUUUGGAGCUGAAUUCCCAAGCAAAGAGAAUGAUUUUCAUGUUGUAACUGAUAAAUUUUUAGCACAUUGCGCAGGUACAGAUAAUAUUAGAUCUGCACCACCAACAUUUACCAGUAAUUCAGUGAACGAAUUAAUUCGACAAUUACAUCGUGAAUUUUUAUGGACAGAAGCAAAAGAUGUUUGGUGUUGCAAUUUAGAACCUGUUUGGGGUGACUUUUUUGGUGCUAGAGCAGUAGGACAGAAUCGUCCAGUACCAUUCUUCGAUGCAUUUCCUUUAACCUUUUGGUGUCAUAUGAAUUUAGAAUCAGUAACUACAAAAACCACUUCUACUGCAGAUAUUCAUGGACUCGCAUAUAUAAGCAAUUUAAUUAGCAUACAAAUAAAUCAUUAUCAAUAUCUUUUCUUAUUAAGAUUGUCAGAAGUUUUGUCCGAAUUGACUACAUAUUUAGCUAUCGAUUCAAAUAAGAUAUUGAAUGUUGAAUCUAGUGGUUCAUUAAUUAUUGGUGCUUUAAUACCACAAAUAGAAAUAACUUUUGUAAUGCCUUCACAUACUCCUGGGAAAGAAAAUUCUGGCGGAGAUUUGGAAUCUGUUGUACCUGAUUCAUCUAGUAUAGCUGAUGAUUUUGCUGGAUCAUCUGCUGCUUGGCAUAGUGCUACACAAAAUGCGAAAGUUGACUUCAGCACAAAAAGAAUGAACACAAGUAAUGACGUUGAAACGCCACAAAGUGAAGUAUCAUCGAUGUCUAUGGAUUUUACACAUUCUGUCUUUAUAGAGCAACCACCAGUUGUUACGUUUAAGCAAAAUGACAAUUCAGAUAAACGUGAACAUAUACAUACGAGUAUCGUUCCUGAAAAACAGCAUACAAUAGUAGAAGAAGAAAGUUUAUCAUUAAAACAAGGAGGAGAUGCCAUACAAAAACAUAAUAAACCGGAUUUGAUACCAAAUACACCUUUCAUUCCAAAUAAUUUUAAUGUUGGUUUAUCUUCUAUGAAAAAAGGAUUUAGUAAUUUAAUGACAUCCAUUGAUUCGGCUUUGAAAGCAUCUCCUGAAGAUGGUAGUAGUGAUACUGUAUCAAUGAGGAGUGAUAUAAGCUCGGAUAGCGAAAAUUAUGCAUUAAUUAAUCUUCAAGAUCAAGACAAAUUGGAAGGAAUAUUUACAAUUGAUAAUACCAUUAGAAUAACUGCAGUGGAAGAGGCCAGUGAAGUAGUAGAGGAAACGCCAGACACGCAAAGUGAAAAAUCUGUUGAUAGUGUUUGCAAAAGAAAAGAUAUAAUAUCUGUUACCACGUUUAAAUUAUCCAAAGUUGAAUUUAUUCAACAAUCUUCUGGCUACUCUUCAGCUAUAAAAGUUCAAGUGUCAAAUAUAAAAAAUGACGAGUGUCCAUCUAUUCCGUGGGACGAAUUUCAGGUCAAGAGAAAGACAAAAUUCAGUUCUCGAUCAAGAGGUUGGGUCGAACUACCAUCAGACUCGGAUUGUAGAACGUGCAUCAAAUUACGCUUAGAUCAUGAUUUAAAAAAUAAAGAAGAUUCAUUGAAAUUAUUCCAAGCUUGUCAGAGCAAUAAAACUACUAAUGAAUCAUUGGAAGAGAGUAAAGUAAUCAAAGGGCCAACUGAUAGUAUUAAUUUAUUGGACAAACAGGGAAUCAUGGAUUUAUUCGAAGAUACAUUGGAUAUUAAUGUAACUGAUGUAUCUAUGACACUAUCCAUGAGCUCUGUUACAGGUUUAGCAGAUUUAGCAGAGGAUGAAAUUAUACCUAAACCUAUCCCAAUGCAGGUAUAUCUCGAAAGAAUAUAUCUUCAUUUGAAUGAAGAUCGGCCUCCAAACAAUAUAACAUCACCAGGUCCAAUUCCAAUACAAUUGAAUAUAUCAAAACUUAGAAUAACAAGGGAUAUAAGCGGUGCCUUUACUAUUGAACCAGUUGUAACUAUAUCGGAUAAAAGUAAUUCUGAUAAAUUGAAUUCAAAUGGUAGAAAUCAAAUUUUUAAAGACGAGGAACGUGAAGUAGAAUUGAAUUCUUUAAGACAAACCAGUAAACAACUGAAAUCUGAUAAUGAGGAACUCAGGCGACGUCUUGGAACUUUAGAAAGACUUUCAGAAGAAAAUACAAAAUUAUUACGCAUAAAGGAAGAAUCAGAUAAGAUUAAAACUCGUUAUAAUUCUGCACAAGAAAAUAUUGCAAUUCUUAUUAAUGACAAAGAAAUAUUAUUAAAAAAAAUAAGCGAGCUUCAAAAUCAAAUCAUGGGUAAUGGACCAGGAGGUAGUAAUAGAACCUCAUGGUCUAUUAAGAGAUAGCAUACUGGCUGUUUUAAUUGUUCUAAAUGUUGCAGCUCUGUUCUUCAAAAGGCUAUAAUCUUCUAUUGAUUACUAUCAGAGCCAUAAACAGAUAUGUAAUUUGGUACGGACAAUGAUGAUAGGAAUAUUUCUUCCAGAAUAUGGCUUUACUUGUAACUAUAAUUAUUGUAAUUGUACUAUAUUUAUCUGCCAUAUAAAGCUAAGAACUGCCGUUCAAUUUAAUGCAAAAUGACAAAAUGAGGCAGUAAGUAUAUAUAUCUAACUAUAUGACAUAACAUUUGCUUUUAUACAAAACAAAAGUGAUUGUAAUAAUUAAUGUCUGUUUGGAAUUUUUAUUAAUGAAAAGGUAAUGAAAGAUAUAUAUAUAUGUAUAUAUAUAUAUAUAUAUAUAUAUA